This is a messenger RNA of Gossypium raimondii (Peruvian cotton), 1643 nucleotides long. Its product is annotated as 26S proteasome regulatory subunit 4 homolog B. Gene Ontology annotation, molecular function: ATP hydrolysis activity; proteasome-activating activity; ATP binding. Gene Ontology annotation, cellular component: proteasome regulatory particle, base subcomplex. NCBI's taxonomy places the organism in Eukaryota, Viridiplantae, Streptophyta, Magnoliopsida, Malvales, Malvaceae. Gene Ontology annotation, biological process: proteasome-mediated ubiquitin-dependent protein catabolic process. The coding region runs from base 114 to 1454 and encodes 446 amino acids. The record is from RefSeq and is a predicted model, not a curated record. The transcript has 6 exons.
AGACAAAAGCUAAUAAGUAACUUCAUUCCAAAGCCAAACCCGGGGGAAAUCUUAAAUAUUGCCUCUCUCUCUCUCUCUCUCUCUCUCAAGUCUGAAGCAGUAAAAUCGAAAGGAUGGGUCAAGGGACACCAGGCGGUUUGAACCGGCAAGGUCUUCCCGGGGACCGUAAAGGCGACGGAUCGAACAAGAAGGAAAAGAAGUUCGAGCCAGCCGCACCCCCUGCGAGGGUGGGUCGGAAGCAACGAAAACAAAAGGGUCCGGAAGCGGCUGCUCGACUUCCCACAGUAACCCCACUCAGCAAGUGCAAGCUACGGCUGUUAAAGCUGGAGCGGAUCAAGGAUUAUUUACUAAUGGAAGAAGAGUUCGUAGCCAAUCAGGAAAGGCUUAAGCCCCAGGAAGAGAAAGCCGAGGAAGACCGAUCUAAGGUCGAUGAUUUGAGAGGCUCCCCGAUGAGUGUGGGCAAUUUAGAGGAACUCAUCGAUGAGAAUCACGCCAUUGUUUCCUCUUCGGUUGGCCCUGAAUACUAUGUGGGCAUUUUAUCAUUUGUUGAUAAAGACCAACUUGAGCCUGGUUGUGCUAUCUUGAUGCACAAUAAGGUUCUUUCUGUAGUUGGACUCCUGCAAGAUGAAGUGGAUCCAAUGGUAUCGGUAAUGAAGGUUGAAAAGGCUCCAUUGGAGUCUUAUGCUGAUAUAGGAGGAUUGGAUGCUCAGAUACAGGAGAUUAAAGAGGCAGUUGAGCUGCCUCUUACGCAUCCUGAAUUAUAUGAGGAUAUUGGUAUUAAGCCUCCAAAAGGAGUUAUUUUGUAUGGAGAGCCUGGGACUGGCAAGACCUUGCUGGCAAAGGCGGUGGCAAAUUCUACAUCAGCAACUUUCUUACGUGUUGUUGGCAGUGAAUUAAUUCAGAAGUACUUGGGAGAUGGUCCCAAGUUAGUAAGGGAACUCUUUAGAGUGGCUGAUGAUCUCUCCCCUUCAAUUGUCUUUAUUGAUGAAAUAGAUGCAGUUGGCACCAAGAGGUAUGAUGCCCAUUCUGGUGGUGAACGUGAAAUUCAGAGGACCAUGUUGGAGUUGCUGAACCAACUAGAUGGAUUUGAUUCAAGAGGAGAUGUCAAAGUGAUUCUUGCAACAAAUCGAAUUGAAAGUCUUGAUCCAGCUUUACUUCGCCCUGGUCGAAUUGAUAGGAAGAUUGAAUUUCCUCUCCCUGACAUCAAAACCAGGAGGCGCAUUUUCCAGAUACAUACCUCAAGGAUGACAUUGGCUGAUGAUGUCAACUUGGAAGAAUUUGUUAUGACCAAAGAUGAGUUCUCCGGAGCUGAUAUAAAGGCAAUAUGUACUGAAGCUGGUCUACUUGCUUUAAGGGAGCGCCGCAUGAAGGUGACACAUGCAGAUUUUAAAAAGGCCAAGGAGAAGGUGAUGUUCAAGAAGAAAGAAGGGGUUCCGGAGGGUCUUUAUAUGUAGAAAAACUUGUUAUAUUUAUAUAUAUUCCAGUGAUAUUCAUGUUCUUAUGUAUUUCUGAAUCCAGUUUGCUCUAAGCAUUUUUUUUGGCUUACGAACAAUGUGGUAUGGCAUAUACGUUUCUUGUAUUUCCUAGCAAGCGCCUACACUUUUGGAGCAAUAUUAUGAAGCAGUUUGGGAAAAGUUUAUAGA